AUUAAGGGAGAUUGAUGUGUUUGUUGGUAGCACAAUUCAUUGUCGCUAUAACACCAUGUGGUCUCUAAAGUGUGCAUCUGCUGUUGCUGUAAUUCUGCUCAGUCUAGUUGUUGUUAAUGAUGCUAAAAAGACAUCAAAGCGACCAGACCAGACCACAACGGCACCAUCUGAAACUUCUGAUGUUGUGGAUGUGGCCAAAAAGACGCCAGAUCAUCCAGACCAGACCACAGUGGCACCUUCUAAAUCUAAUGGUGCGCUAUAUGAAGACCAUCCAGUCACCACUGUAGCCUCAGCUAGCCACAACCAGCCCAACAGCAGCCAAGCAGGAGUUACAGGUGCCGUGAGUGAACAUGCUGUUGAACUGGAUGAGGAAGAACAUAUUGCAGAGGGAACACCGACUGGCAAUUUCCCAGAGACCUCCCGUUUUGACCCCAGCAUUGCUGAUGGAAGUGACUCAGGAGUGGAAAUGGCUGAAUCUUCAAUGUCUUUGGGGACACCUUGGGGCAAUUGUCCAUAUCGUUGGACUGUCUACAAUAGCCGUUGCUACAGGUUUUUCAGGAUUCCCAAGGAAUGGUUGCACGCAGAGAUGCAGUGUGUCUCCCAUGGUGGCCAUCUUGCAUCAGUCCAUAACUAUGUUGAGAACUUCCUUGUGGGGUGGCUGUCUGGAGGUUGGAGUGGUGUCUGGAUCGGUGCCACCAGAAAUAUGGGAUUUGGAUGGUCCUGGACCGAUGGCUCUCCUUUUUCCUACAGAAACUGGCAAAGACGGCAGCCAAACAACCUUGGUGGCAAUCAAAAUUGCAUACACACAAAUUACAGGGGUGCUGGUUUCUGGAAUGAUGCUGAAUGCCAUUAUUCGCUCCCUUAUGUGUGUGUUCUGGAUUGAGAGGUCCUUCAUGGUGACUACCAUAUGUGCUGAGGGAUUGCAGCCAGUCCAGUCACCAACCUGCUGCUGUAUUUCCUUGAGUGCGCCAUCCCUUUGGUCUUCCAUCUACAGCUUAUGCAUAAUAAAGCCUGAGAAAGAAGA
Messenger RNA from Engraulis encrasicolus (European anchovy), 1024 nucleotides. Its product is annotated as lactose-binding lectin l-2-like. Lineage: Eukaryota; Metazoa; Chordata; Actinopteri; Clupeiformes; Engraulidae. Gene Ontology annotation, molecular function: signaling receptor activity. The coding region runs from base 56 to 883 and encodes 275 amino acids. The transcript has 9 exons. The record is from RefSeq and is a predicted model, not a curated record.